Hemibagrus wyckioides is the source of this 4340-nucleotide messenger RNA. It is a transcript of the gene lrfn5a, whose product is annotated as leucine rich repeat and fibronectin type III domain containing 5a. NCBI's taxonomy places the organism in Eukaryota, Metazoa, Chordata, Actinopteri, Siluriformes, Bagridae. Bases 999 to 3329 code for a protein of 776 amino acids. Gene Ontology annotation, molecular function: protein binding. The transcript has 3 exons. The record is from RefSeq and is a predicted model, not a curated record.
AUUUAAACCUAUUUUCCCCAUGAAGUGGAAAUGGCAAGAAGCAGAAGAAGGUGAUGAUGAAGGUGAUGUUUGUCAGUUGAGGAACGCAGAUGGAGGAAAGACGCAGCGAUAGACCAACACGUAGCGGCGUGCGUGCGUGCGUGCGCGCGCGCGCCGGCGCCCGUCCGCGUGUGCGCGCGCGCGUGUGGAUUAAACUCGAGUCCGCGCUGAAAGCGGCAGAAGCGGAGCGCGGGGAGGAAAAAUAGAUGCGCGUGAUCCAAGAGAUUCCAUAUUUCUGAUCUCCAUCGUGAUCAUCCGGUCCUCGCGCUCAGCGGCUCAGCUCUCAUCCAGUUCACAUGAGGGAGUUGUAUGCUUGUGCGUUCUUUCUUUCUUUCUUUUUUUUUUUUUUUUAAAUCCUCGUGCAUCCUCACGUCCAUCUUCUUCCUCUUCUUCACCAUCUCCUUCUCGAGGGGGAAUGUAGAAGGGAUGUAACUCUCGCCUGAGAUUCAGGCAUGAUCUAAUCCGGAUCCUGAUCUUCUGCUCUUCUGGAGGAAAGACGGGACGGAAAAAAAUUAAGCGCUUUAAAUUUCGUCUGAAGCAUGUGGAGGUUAUACCGCGUUAUAAUGCAGGGGUAUUCACAUCAUGCAACUUGAUAUAAUGGAAUUUCUUUCAUGAGAAUGUUUCCUGCUGCACCAAAUGGAGAAGCUUUUCCACUCUCACCUUCUUCUUCUUCUUGAGGAACACUACGGGAUUUUGACUUUUUGGGAUUUCUGAUUUUUUUUUAAAGGGCGGAUUCGUAGUUUGUUUGUUUGUUUGUUUAUUUUUUGCUCGGAGCGAAGGAUAUGGGCUGCUGCUUUAUCGGAUUCUCCAGUACAAUGGUUUUAGGAUCGGACCGGAUGGAGGAGAACCGAGCAGCAGGAGAAAAUCCGACAUGUGAGGAGAUCGAGCUGCUCUGACCCUAACCGAGCUCCUGUGCAGAGCUGACAUUACUGAUUCAAGGCAUCUGAACCCUCUUUACAAUGGAAAAGCUGCUCGUCUGCCUGUUGGUCAUCGGAAUGGCAGUGAAGGCCCAGAUCUGUCCGAAGCGCUGCGUCUGCCAGAUUUUAUCUCCCAACCUUGCAACCCUGUGCGCUAAAAAAGGGCUUCUGUUUGUGCCACCCAACAUCGACCGGCACACGGUGGAGCUACGGCUCGCAGACAAUUUUAUAACCAGCGUCAAGCGGAAAGACUUCGCCAACAUGACCAGGCUUGUGGACCUCACCUUGUCGAGGAAUACUAUAAGUUACAUCACACCUCACGCCUUCACGGACUUGGAAAACCUUCGCGCCUUGCAUUUGAACCAUAACAGGCUGACUCGGAUAGGGAACGACACAUUUAGCGGCAUGUCCAAACUGCAUCAUUUGAUUCUCAACAACAAUCAGUUGACUCACGUCCAUCUGGGAGCAUUUAAUGACCUUCUGGCUCUGGAGGAACUGGAUUUGUCCUAUAACAACCUCGAAACCAUACCCUGGGAGGCGAUUCAGAAGAUGAUCAGCCUUCACACACUCAGCUUGGACCAUAACAUGAUUGAUUACAUUCCAGAAGGCACUUUUUCCCUGUUACAAAAACUCAACCGAUUGGAUGUGACCUCCAACAAGCUCCAGAAGCUUCCACCGGAUCCUCUGUUCCAAAGGGCACAGGUUCUGGCAACAUCUGGGGUGCUUACUUCUUCAUCAUUUGCCCUCAGUUUUGGUGGAAAUCCUUUACACUGCAAUUGUGAGCUGCUGUGGCUUCGUCGAUUGAGUCGUGAGGACGAUCUGGAGACGUGCGCGACUCCGCCACACUUAUCCGGACGAUAUUUCUGGUCUAUCCCGGAGGAGGAGUUCCUGUGUGAGCCUCCUCUUAUCACGAGACACUCUCAGGAGAUGAGAGUGCUGGAGGGUCAGCGCAUAACCCUUCGAUGCAAAGCGAGAGGAGAUCCUGAACCUGUGAUCCACUGGAUAUCACCCGACGGCAAGCUGGUCUCGAAUUCCUCUCGUACCAUCGUUUACAACAAUGGGACUUUGGAUAUCUUGAUCAGCACAGUGAAAGACACCGGAUCCUUUACUUGUAUCUCUUCUAACCCAGCCGGUGAAGCACACCAAACCAUCGAACUCGUCAUUAUCAAGCUCCCCUACAUCAGCAACAGCACCAAUAACAUCCUGGAGCCGGAUCCUGGAUCCUCAGACAUCUCCACGUCCAGUAGAACUGGAGCCAAUGGAAGCAACCACACAGCAGACUCUAAAGCGAGCUCAGAUAAGCGUGUGGUGAUAGCCGAGGCCACGUCAUCCACAGCACUCAUUAAGUUCAACUUCCAAAGGAAUAUUCCUGGAAUUCGCAUGUUUCAGAUCCAGUACAACGGCACCUACGAUGACUCUCUUGUUUACAGAAUGAUCCCACCAUCGAGCAAAAACUUCCUGGUGAACAACCUGGCGGCCGGAACUCAGUACGACCUGUGCGUCCUGGCCAUCUACGACGACGUCGUCACGUCUCUCACGGCCACGCGUGUCAUCGGCUGCAUUCAGUUCACCACUGAGUCUGAGUAUCUCCGCUGUCACUUCAUGCAGUCUCAGUUCCUCGGAGGAACCAUGAUCCUGAUCAUCGGCGGCAUCAUCGUGGCCUCUGUCCUCGUCUUCAUCAUCAUCCUCAUGAUCCGCUACAAGGUGUGCAUGAGCGGCGACCGUGCCAAGGGAAGCGCCUCUGCCGGGGUGCAGCCCGACGCUCCCGGCAGUCCCUCCGCGAGUAAAGAGGGCGCCGUGGCUCCUAAGGGCGGGGAUGAGUGCCAGAAAAGCUCCGCCCCUGGGUUUCCAGAUUCCCUCACUCGGUCGUCGGAGACUUCUCUUCCCGAUUGUUCCACUGAGACGUCGGUAGUGAGCCAGAGCUGGGACACGGGCGGAUCCUCGGGGUCCAUCAAGCCAAAACGGAGACCAGCACCGAAGCCGGAGGAGAAGACCGAACCGGCGCUCGGCGCAGACACUCACAACACCAACCGCAACAACUCCAAAACACCACUCCUGCGUUCCGUUCCUCCAUCGGGCCCCGCCCCAUUGCUGCCUUCUCGCUUCAGGGAUACUCCCAUCCUGAGGAGGGCGCCGCCUCGUCCCUCUGUAUCCAAAUAUCUCACACUGCCGGCGGAGGGGGCGCGAGCUGCACCGCGCAGGUACUCGCUAAACGAAGACUUAUCCACACACCACUGCUACACCGGCAAGCCCCGGAACGCUCGCUGUAAGAGGAGUGUGUCCAUGAACGGAAUGCUGGCCAGUGUGGAAAACUCGGAUUUAGAUAAAGGCGUGUAUUCCAGUUCAGAGUGGAUCCUGGAGAGCACAGUGUGAAUAACUAGCUAGUGUCCUACAUUGUGUGUGUGUGUGUGUGUGUGUGUGUGUAUGUGUGUGUGUAAUUUUUUUUUAAUUUGUAAGAAUUCUCAUGGUCCAGCUGCUGUGUAACGUUGACAGUUAUUAGAGGUUUGCGCUCGUAGCUUUCAAACACCGUUUAUAAAAAUCCAACUCGUACCACGUACACGCCAUGGAAUUCUUACGAACUGUGUGUGUGUGUGUGUGUGUGUGUGAACAUUUGCAUGUGAGGUUUUUUUUCAAUUUGGUCCUGAAAAACUUGUAUUUUUUAUUUUGUUGGUUUCGGGGUUUUUUUUUUUUAUAAAUCCAACUUCUCGGAAAGCUUGUGGAUGAAGCAGGAUGCUCGCUUGCCUUGAGGAAAUUUCCUCUUUCUGCUCAUUGCGCUGACAAAAAAAACACGUCAGUGCCUUCCUAUUAAAAAAAGAGAAAAGAAAAGAAAAGUGCAGCGCUCCGGUUGAUAGUGGACCGUACUGACCAGACUGAGGAGUAUUUCACACUAAAAGCCUUUCUUAACCUUUCUUUAAAGGGAAUAACAUUUCCUGUGUGCGAGACACACACACACACACACACACACACACACACACACAGUAUUAAAUACUGAAACAAACUGGACAUGUUAUUAAAGUGAUAUUUUUUAAAGAGAAAAAAAUAAAAACAAAUCAAAAGGGUUUUUUUCUUUUCAGUGACAUUGAUAUUGCCUUAAUUUGAAGGCAUGAAAUAAAAAAAAAAGAAAAAGAAAAGAAUAAGUGUACAGAAAGACAACAUCUACUGUGUUGGUAUGUUGUGUAAAAUAAAAUAAAAAAAAGAAACAGCUGUGUGUGUUUGUCAGUGGUGUUAUAAAGGUGUUAUAAACACAGAAAGAGGAAUAAAGCACAGAAUAAAUGGAGCAGGAACUCCUUUAUUUUCCUUUGUGAAAAACUUUCACUGUUCAUCAGCUGCUUGGUGACUUUAAAUAACGAACAUUUUUGGUAAAAAAAUUUUAAUUAAAUUGUC